This is a messenger RNA of Prionailurus viverrinus (fishing cat), 2195 nucleotides long. Its product is annotated as pleckstrin homology domain-containing family A member 4-like. The transcript has 2 exons. The coding region runs from base 123 to 1406 and encodes 427 amino acids. The record is from RefSeq and is a predicted model, not a curated record. Lineage: Eukaryota; Metazoa; Chordata; Mammalia; Carnivora; Felidae.
GGGCCGGGCUGAGGAAGGGAGGGAGGUGGCCCACCGCCCGCACGGCUGGCCGUCUGCCGGGACGGCUGCCCGCCCGGCUGCUUGCGCUCGGCCUCCAUCGCCUGGGAGGAGUGCUGCGCACCAUGGGCAGGAGGCGGAGGGAGUUAGCGCCGUGGAGACCUUUCCAGAGGCCGGCCCGGACCACCGUGCGCGUGCAGGCGUCUGGAAGCGGGGAGACAGGUCAUGGGUCCCCGCAUGAAGGGGGCUUGACGUGGGCCCAGCUCGUCUCUCGGGCCACGUCCCGCAUGGCCCCGCUUCGGCAGGUGUACCUGAUGGCACCCGAGUGGGAGGCGGUGGGCGGGCAGCCCCUGGUAGCGGGGGUGGGGGUGCCCGUGUCCUCCAGAGCUCCGCCUGCGGGCCCCGGUGGCGACAGGCUGGAAACGCUCCCGUCCCUUCUCGCCCCCGCUCCUGUUCCCUGGGAUCACGUCCAGAGUCACAGAGCCCACAGACCCUCGUCCCAGGCUCUGCUUUCUGGUGCAUUCCAGGCCAGGGCGGCACACGAAGGCGGGAAAAACUGCCCUAUGCCCGCAACUGUGGCGCGGGCUCGAGGCCUUCUGUCGAAGGGAGAGACCUGGAGAGCACGGGCCGACCUACUCGGCCAGCGGCAGCACCCCUCGGACCCCGGCUUCCCGUGGCCGCCUCCGCGCCGGCUCCAUCCGGAGAACGCACGGACCGGCGGCCGGCCUGCUGCUCGCAGGGGCUCGCGGUUCUGUUCCCCAAACCCCCGCGCUCUGUGCCUCCGGGUUCCGUGGACCACGGCCGCGUGCCGACUCCCGGGGGCACGCGGCGUGUGGAACAUUCCUACCGGCCGACUCUCUUUCCUUCUCAGCGGAGCUCCGUCCACCCUCGCUCCUCCCCGAAGGCGCUCAGCGCGGGGCACCGUCGGGCCGGCGGAGCUCGUGGUGUCCCGGCGGACCCCGGGCCUGGGCGGGAUGACGGGUCCCCCGGGGCAGCCUCCCGGGCACACGUUGCCCAGAGCAGGGCCACGGUUGCAGCCACCCCCCUCCUUCAGCCUGUGCUCCCUGCACCGUGUCCCCCGCCUGGGCCCCCGUUGGCACCUGUGGCCUGACCGCGCUCGCCCCGGCUCCGCUCCUGGGUCCUCCUGGGUCCAUCGGCAUCAGGGACGUCCCUCCCUGCUCCUUCGCCCGGGUUCUCCUCCGGGGCGUCCGCACCGCUGCGUAUCUGGUCACCGCACCGGAAGCCCCGAAUUCCCCCUCGGCGUCCCCUUCCUGCCGCCAGUGGCCAGUGACCGCCCGAGCCCUUUCCAGCCACUCAUCUUGACCCGGCGCCCCCUUCCGCUCCCGUCACACUCCCCGUCCCCCAAGCGCGGCAGGGCCGCUGCUCAGGACGGGCCAUUUGCCUUCUAGAGAAGCACACGCUGCACUCACGUGCCACGUGCCACUCCUGCGUCAGGGACGUUCCCGCGUGCUCUGCUCUGCCGCAGGGCCGCCCCCUUCCUCCUGGCACCGGCCCGCACCACGUUCACCUCUCUGGACCGCGACGAAAUGACUGAGAGCUGUUAUUCUGUGCUUUGAAACAGCACGGACGCGUCCAGUUGGUUUGCACCUCCGUUGGCUUCACGGUCCCCUGCUUAUGACCGCUGAUUUGUUUCUACUGCCCUCAGUCACUGGUCACCGACCGGCAUAACCCGGUGAUGUAGCCAGUGUAGCCGUGGCAUGGAUAUCUAGGAUGGGAAUUUCUGGGCCAAAAGACCUGUUUAUUCUCACACCUGACCCUGAUUGUCUUGUGGAGACGUAGCACCAUCCUGCACUUCUGUCCCCCUUCCUGACACUGUGGCAACCAAGCGCUCGAUCUGAGGUGUUUGCUGAGCUCUUCAGGGCGCUCAGGUUGUCAGAGAGUCCGGCCCGGGGCUGGGCAGGCGCUCGCGUUGGGCCCGAGGAGAAGCUUGGCUGCAGGGUCCGCUGAUUCCCCCGCACAGACUCGGUUUUGUUAUUUCGUGUGCGGUGGCUCAUGGCACUUAAUCGAUUGAAAAUAAAUUUAGCAGCAAUUAAGUCGUAUAUUGUGGAUAAUCAUGUGUAGCAAGUCGUGGGUCUUAGUAAUGAUUGCUUAAUACAUUGAAGGUUGCCUUGCCCCCCAAAGUAUGCGUUAUUUGAUUAAUGCUCGUAGCAGCCUUCGGGGCGGGACUUGCCGGGUCA